ACAAUUAUUGGGGCAGUAAUAUUCGUUAAGACUUUUGGCAAAUAACUUGACAAAAUCAAUCCCCUUAAAUUAUUGAGAAUGGCUACGAACACAAAAUAUAUGAUUGUUAUGGUUCGUCAUGGUGAAAGUGAAUGGAAUCAAAAGAACUUAUUCUGUGGUUGGUACGAUUCUGAAUUGAGUGAAAAAGGGGUCGAAGAAGCUGCCAGCGCUGGAAAAGCUUUAAAAAAAGCUGGACUUAAAUUUGAUGAAGCACAUACGUCAGUGUUAAAACGUGCUCAAGUUACAUUGGAUACGAUUUUAAAAGUAAUUGAUCAAACUAAGAUCCCUAUACAUAAAACAUGGCGAUUAAAUGAACGCCAUUAUGGUGGUCUGACCGGUUUGAAUAAAUCCGAAACUGCUGAGAAGUAUGGCGAAGAUCAGGUUAAAAUAUGGCGACGAAGUUUCGAUGUUCCCCCACCGCCCAUGGAACCAGAUCAUAAAUACUACAAGGAAAUAGUAGAAGAUCCACGAUAUGCUGAGGGACCGCAAAAAGAAGCGUUUCCGAUGUUUGAAAGCUUAAAGUUAACAAUUGAACGAACUUUGCCAUAUUGGAAUGACACAAUUGUUCCUAAAAUUAAAGAAGGGAAAACAAUCCUAAUAGCAGCUCAUGGAAAUAGUUUACGAGGCAUUGUUAAACAUUUAGACAAUUUAAGUAAUGACGAAAUCAUGUCUCUAAAUUUACCUACUGGAAUUCCGUUUGUAUACGAAUUGGAUGCAGACUUAAAACCAGUCGUUUCAAUGAAAUUCUUAGGAGAUGAAGAAACAGUUAGAAAAGCAAUGGAAUCAGUUGCUGCGCAAGGGAAAGCAAAAAAGUGAUGUAGCAAGAACCAACGGAGAGUGAAUAAAUAUUUUUUCAUAAAAUAUGUUUUUUUAUUUAUUUUAG
Chrysoperla carnea is the source of this 922-nucleotide messenger RNA. RefSeq names its product phosphoglycerate mutase 2-like. The record is from RefSeq and is a predicted model, not a curated record. Gene Ontology annotation, molecular function: intramolecular phosphotransferase activity. The transcript is spliced from 4 exons. Bases 79 to 855 code for a protein of 258 amino acids. Gene Ontology annotation, biological process: glycolytic process. Lineage: Eukaryota; Metazoa; Arthropoda; Insecta; Neuroptera; Chrysopidae.